Molecule: messenger RNA, 4840 nt
Organism: Aspergillus uvarum CBS 121591
Lineage: Eukaryota; Fungi; Ascomycota; Eurotiomycetes; Eurotiales; Aspergillaceae
Product: putative ABC multidrug transporter
Exons: 2
Coding region: 33-4580 (1515 amino acids)
Biological process (GO): transmembrane transport
Cellular component (GO): membrane
Molecular function (GO): ATP binding; ATP hydrolysis activity; ABC-type transporter activity
Source: RefSeq, a predicted model, not a curated record
UAAUCCACAUGGUAGAACCAGUCUAAUUCAGCAUGUCGAUAGAAAAACCGCCAAUGGAGCCUGAGCUCCAUGCAGACAACCAAGGGAGAAGCUUCCUUGAAUCACAAUCACAGUCGUGGUCUUCACCUUCCAUAUCUGCAUCUGCAUCAGGUCAACCUGAACGAAGACCGACCGAUCCAGCUCACGCCCAUUCUAUCUCUUCCACAAGCUCCACUACUGAAACCGAGGUCGAACACCACCAACCCAGAAAUACCCACCGUGCAUCGCUGAACCCGAACGACGAGGCCUACCUCACCAAACUUGUCAGCGCAGACCACAGCAUUGCUCGAGUCAACACCCUAGCUAAUAUCCCCACGAACGACCCGGCACUCAAUCCAGAUAGCAAAGACUUCGAUCUUUACAAAUGGCUGCGGAAGAUCUCACACUUGCUGAACGAGGGAGGAAUCCAGCAAAAGGAAGCGGCCAUCUACUUCGAGAACCUCCGAGUGUCAGGGACUGGAUCGGCACUGCAACUUCAACAAACUGUGUCAGACUUGAUUACAGCGCCCCUGAGGCCGCGUGAAAUCUUCAAUCUGGGUCCCAAGACCCCCAAGCAGAUCCUACGGGGCUUUGAUGGCGUGUUGGAGAGUGGGGAGUUGCUGCUGGUGCUGGGGCGCCCUGGGUCUGGCUGCAGUACAUUUCUCAAGACGCUCUGUGGCGAGUUGAAUGGACUGGACCUGGACCCCGCAUCAGUGAUCCACUACAGUGGUAUUCCCCAGAAGACGAUGAUCAAGGAAUUCAAGGGUGAAGUUCUCUACAACCAGGAAGGAGACAAACACUUCCCGCACCUGACCGUGGGACAGACGCUGGAAUUCGCAGCAUCCGUUCGGACACCCUCAAAGCGUCUACAGGGCAUGUCCCGAAAAGAGUAUGCCACGAUGAUGACGAAGGUAGUGAUGGCGGUGUUCGGCCUAAGCCACACGUACAACACUAAGGUGGGAAGCGACCACGUCCGUGGUGUAUCGGGUGGUGAGCGAAAGCGUGUCAGUAUUGCAGAAAUGGCUGUCUCGGGAGCCCCCAUCGCUGCGUGGGAUAACUCGACUCGCGGUCUGGAUUCAGCGACUGCGCUGAAAUUUGUGCAUGCAUUACGACUGUCAGCCGAUCUAGGAUCGUCAUUGCAUGCGGUCGCUGCCUACCAAGCUAGCCAAGCGAUCUAUGAUCUCUUCGACAAGACCGUGCUGCUCUACGAGGGACAUCAAAUCUACUACGGAUCGGCCGCCAAGGCAAAGGCUUUCUUUGAGCGCCAGGGAUGGUUCUGUCCUCCACGCCAAACAACCGGUGAUUUCCUGACUUCCGUUACCAACCCGGUUGAACGGCAGCCAAUUCCUGGUAUGGAGGCCCGAGUUCCCCGUACACCUCAAGAGUUCGAAACAUACUGGCGGCAAUCACCCGAGUAUCAGGAACUUCAGAAAGAGAUGGCUGCUCAUCAGCAGCAUGUUUCUUCCCGCUCGAAUGAGAAGUUGCUGGAAUUGCAGCAGCAGAAGCGUCAAGAACAAGCCAACCAUACGCGGGCAGCUUCGCCAUAUCUUCUUAGUAUUCCCAUGCAGAUCAAACUCAACACCAUUCGAGCCUACCAGCGGGUUUGGAACGAGCGGACCUCGACAGUGACAACCGUGGUCGGAAACUGCAUACUGGCUUUGAUUAUUGGUUCAGUCUUCUACGGCUCCCCUGUGUCUACUGCAGGGUUUUUCUCCAGGGGUGCAGUGCUCUUCUAUGCGGUGCUCCUGAACGCCCUCACGGCCAUGACAGAAAUCAACAGCCUGUACUCCCAGCGUCCCAUUGUGGAAAAGCACGCGUCCUUCGCCUUCUAUCACCCAGCCACGGAAGCCAUUGCCGGUGUCUUGAGCGACAUCCCGGUCAAAUUCCUUCUAGCGGUGGUUUUCAACAUUAUUUUGUACUUUCUGAGUAAUCUGCGCAGAGAGCCGUCGCAAUUCUUCAUAUACUUCCUCAUCAACUUCAUCAUUAUGUUCGUGAUGAGUGCUGUGUUCCGGACUAUGGCUGCGAUCACCAAAACUGUCUCCCAAGCCAUGACCUUGGCCGGCAUUCUGAUUCUUGCCUUGGUCAUCUACACAGGCUUCGUGGUUCCGGUGCCCAAAAUGCAUCCCUGGUUCGGAUGGAUUCACUACAUCAACCCGAUCUACUACGCGUUUGAAAUUCUGGUUGCCAACGAGUUCCACGGACGCGAGUUUGCCUGCUCUGAAUUCGUCCCCUCCUACCCGAACCUCGAAGGCGACUCUUUCGUGUGCUCAACGACUGGGGCUGUUGCCGGUCGUCGGACUGUCAGCGGCGAUGACUACAUUUGGGCUUCAUACAGGUACACUUACAGUCACGUCUGGCGGAACUUCGGCAUCCUGAUCGCAUUCCUCAUCGGUUUCUUGGCCAUUUACUUUCUCGCCACCGAACUCAACUCAUCGGCCACCAGCACGGCCGAGGUUCUGCUGUUCCGUCGAGGACACGAGCCUGCUUACAUGAAGCAGGAACAAGGGGCUAACGCUGAUGAGGAAUCCGGCAAACCUACCGCUAAUUCAACCCAGAACCACACGCAGGACAAAGUGAACGACAAGCAACAAAGUGGGGCCUUCUCUAUCCCACCUCAGCGGGACAUCUUCACCUGGAACAAUAUCGUCUACGAUAUCGAGAUCAAGGGCGAGCCGCGUCGACUGCUCGACCACGUGGCCGGUUGGGUCAAGCCAGGAACUCUGACAGCGUUGAUGGGAGUCAGUGGUGCCGGCAAAACCACUCUUCUCGAUGUCUUGGCUCACCGCACGACCAUGGGUGUCAUCACGGGCGACAUGUUCGUCAGUGGUCGUCCCCUGGAUUCGAGCUUCCCUCGCAAGACCGGUUACGUCCAGCAACAAGAUCUGCACCUUGAGACCGCGACGGUCCGCGAGAGCUUAAGAUUCAGUGCUAUGCUCCGACAGCCGGACUCGGUCCCGAUCGAGGAGAAAUAUGCUUACGUCGAAGAGGUCAUCAAGAUGCUGAACAUGGAGGAAUUCGCUGAAGCUGUUGUGGGUGUGCUCGGCGAAGGUCUUAACGUCGAGCAACGCAAGCUAUUGACCAUCGGAGUGGAAUUGGCCGCCAAACCGAAGCUCCUGCUAUUCUUGGACGAGCCAACCAGUGGUCUGGACUCGCAGAGUUCUUGGGCCAUCUGCAGCUUCCUGCGCAAACUGGCCGAUGCCGGCCAGGCGAUUCUCUGCACGAUCCACCAACCCAGCGCGAUCCUGUUCCAGCAGUUCGACCAGUUACUGUUCCUUGCCCGCGGCGGCAAAACCGUCUACUUCGGCCCGAUCGGCGAGAACUCGCGGACGCUCCUCGACUACUUCGAAGCCAACGGCGCCCCGCGACCCUGCGACGACGAGGAGAACCCGGCCGAAUACAUGCUCGAGAUCGUCAACGCGGUCAGCAACAAGCACGGGGAGGACUGGUUCGAGGUGUGGAAACGGAGCCCGGAAGCCGCCGCCGUGCAGGCGGAACUCCACCGGAUCCACGCCGCCGCCAGUUCCCAUGCUGGCGGAAUCUCCGAGGCAGAUAAUGAUCCGCGGGAGCAGGCGGAAUUCGCCAUGCCAUUGACGAAGCAGCUGCCGAUCGUGAUGCGGCGGGUGUUCGAGCAAUACUGGCGGACGCCGAUGUACAUCGUGGCGAAGAUGAUGCUGGGGAUCUGCUCGGGCUUGUUCAUCGGGUUCAGCUUCUUCCACGCAGACAGCUCGACGCAGGGGCUGCAGGACGCGAUCUUCUCGGUGUUCAUGCUGUGCGCGAUCUUCUCGUCGCUGGUGCAGCAGAUCAUCCCGAUGUUCAUCAUCCAGCGGUCGCUGUACGAGGUGCGCGAGCGGCCCAGCAAGACGUACUCGUGGAAGGCGUUCAUGGUCGCCAGCAUCCUCGUCGAGAUCCCCUACCAGAUCGUCAUGGGCGUGCUGGUGUACGCAUGCUACUACUACGCCGUCGACGGCGUGCAGGCCUCGUCGCGCCAGGGCCUGGUGCUGCUCUUCUGCAUCCAGUUCUUCGUCUACGCCAGCACCUUCGCCAUCCUCUGCAUCGCCGCUCUGCCCGACGCCGAGACCGCCGGCGCCAUCGUCACCCUUCUCUUCUCCAUGGCCCUCACCUUCAACGGCGUCAUGCAGUCCCCCUCCGCCCUCCCGGGCUUCUGGAUCUUCAUGUACCGCGUCUCCCCCUUUACCUACUGGGUCGGUGGCGUCACCGCCACCCAGCUGCACGACCGCGCCGUCCAGUGCAGCACCACCGAGCUGUCCAUCUUCAACCCCCCGGCCGGCCAGACCUGCGGCGACUACCUCAGCGACUACCUCCAGACCGCCGUCGGGUACCUGAAGAACCCCAACGCCACCGCCAGCUGCGAGUACUGCUCCAUGUCCGUCGCCGAUCAGUAUCUGGCCGGCGUGAACAUCUUCUACAGCGAGCGCUGGCGUAACUUCGGCAUCUUCUGGGUCUAUAUCGUCGUGGAUAUCGCCGCGGCCGCUUUCUUGUACUAUGCCUUCCGCGUCAAGAAGUGGAGCUUGGCCUCGCUGAAGAAGGGGAAGAAGGACUGAGUCCGGGUGGAGAUGAUUUAUUCCUCCUCUUUCCUUGUCUGCCCUUUUCUAAUAUCCCUGAUAUAAACUCGGUUUCAUUUUCUUGGCAUCUCUCUCCCUGCACACUAUAGCCAUAGACGAGCCUGUUAUUUUCUUCUGCUUUUAUCCGCGAUUCCCACAUGGGCACUUAGAAUUUGUUCUGUAUAGAUCAGAACAACACUACAUCUAUGUAACUAUUCCUCCUCUAUCGAGAUUACAAUUAGACUUACCAUUCUUCAAUC